Blastomyces dermatitidis ER-3 is the source of this 369-nucleotide messenger RNA. RefSeq lists its product as uncharacterized. The record is from RefSeq and is a predicted model, not a curated record. The transcript has 2 exons. Lineage: Eukaryota; Fungi; Ascomycota; Eurotiomycetes; Onygenales; Ajellomycetaceae. The coding region runs from base 1 to 369 and encodes 122 amino acids.
AUGUUGCUUGAAGCAAAGCAGGCUGAUAUCGAUCAUAUCAUUGAGGGACCCAAUUCAGCCAGCCCAACCACCACCGUCACCAACAAAGAAGCCCGUAUUAGGGGCUUAGCCUUCCUGAAUACCCCCGGCGAUGGAGUCCCUAGGCAGCUACCGGGGGUACAAGCUCAUGCCCUAAUAACACCAGAGCGGGUUGAUAAGGCUCUGUUUGGUCAGAGCACUAAGAAGGCCCCAGGAAUGACAGGCUCAAUUUUAAGGGUCUUCAGCGGCUCUGGGGUUUUGACUCGGAGUGCCUGGUGGCCAUUGCCAGGCAAUGCUUCCGCCUGGGAGCUCACGCGGACGCCUGGAAGGUUGCCAGGCGUAUACUACUGA